UUUGCCCACCCAUCUCACCUUCUCCCCGGUUGCUCAAAAAAAAAAUCCCCUUUCCCCACACGCCGCCGCGGCUUGCUCUGCCCGCCCUCUCCGCCGCCGUCUCUCUGCCAGCCCCAGCCCCAGCCCCCGCCUUGCUCCCUCUCCGCGCUCUCCACACCUGACGACCAGCGCGGCCGCUCGUGUCGACCGCGUUGUCGCUCCCCCCUCACCUAGCACUGCCGCCGCUCCGGUGGGGGAAGGUCCAGGCCGGCGUGGCGGCGCGUCACGGAGCCACCCCCAAACGCCCUGCAGCUUGCAGCUAGCCACCACCUGGUUUGUUCCUCUUCUUGGCUUUUGUAGGCUCCAUGAUUUGGGGGAAAAGAAAUUUGGUGACCGAACUGUGCUGUUUUGUUCAUCAAUCAUAGACUCUAGUGUAGUUUACAUUGAGUAUUGGCAUGCUUUCAUGAUUUUUCUGAUUUAGACAUCAUGCUGUUUUUGUGAUAAGCUGACGAGUGUAUGUUGCUAUGUUUUCGGUGUCGGAGCGUUGGAUGCCUGAAAGAACAGGACAUGGCUGAUUUUACGGCAUUACCCCAAGGAGCGGCAUUGUCCCACUGAAUGUGUUAAGAUUUGCGAGGCACUGAACUGAAAGGCCUAGUCGGUCGUGGAGCAGAACCUGUUCCUGCCGUGAUUGUCGAUCUCAUAGAGAAGAAGUGUGCGGAGAAAUGUUUGAAUCUGAUCAUUUCAUCCUCAUACUGAACACUUUUAAUUUCCGCCAUCAAUUUGCUAUUUCCUACCAGAAAGAUAAUUUCCUUUUCUUCUUGGCUUUUGCAGGCUCCGUAAUUUUGGGAAAAAUAAAUUUAGUGACCCAAGUGUGCUGCUUUCUAUUCUGACCAAUUUGGGAGGGGAAUGUCACAUUGGAUGCCUGAAGGAACAGGGAUGUACAUGUACUGCUACUGCGCCGUAUUGACUGUGGGGUAAGCUUUUUUUCUUCCUCACUCCGCCUGGCUUGAGAUCGACCAUGUAUGUAGGUACCAUCAUAUGUUCUAGCAUAAAUGAUCUGGGGUGGCCUCGGCGAGAGACGCCAAUAAUCCCAUCGCUAGGUGCUGGGAUCCAGGGGGCACCGUCAAGGAGCAAAGUCCUAAGAUCGACCACUCUGAGUUUUGCGCACCCCAUGGCCCCCUCCGGCCCAGCCUCCAUUGACCAUAGGGUUAGAUCGGCUGUCUUGCGCCGCCAUGAGACACCCCUUGCCCGCGACCGGCUUCUUCAACACUGACAAGCGGAGCGCGCCAAGUUGGCACUCCACGAUCCCACCAACGUCGAAGUAGAGUGCAUCGCCCACAAGGACGCUAAGGCGCGGCCAAGCUAAAAGGGCACUUGUCAUCGUGGUGAUGAAGAGAGGCGAGCUCGGUCCACGCGCGAGUCUCCGACAAUUACAUCCAUCCGGAAGUCACUGUUCCCGGCAGAAUGGUGGACACGGCGACCAGAUGGAAAUGGCCCUCCUUGGCAACCGUGGUGGUCACAGCCUGGCACGGCACAGAGCACCGCCGCGUUGAAGCUGACCUGCAUGUUGGACAAGUGGUGGAGUCUGAAGGAAAUAGAGUUGAGUCUUCAGUUAUUCCCCCUGUUCCCCAAUUCUCCCUCCGCCUCCAAAUUCCCGGCCUGAAGGAAACAGGGGCAACGGCAACGGCAACCAACCACAGCAAGAGCAGCACCGCCUCCAAAUUCCGGGCCUUCAAAUACCCCUCUCCCUCCCUCUCCGCCGCCCAAACCCAACUCCAAAAAUCUCCCAACAUCACAUCAGAGGGAUCGAUCAAAAAAGAAAGAUCGAUCAAGAAGGGAAGAAGAUGGCCUCAAUCGGCAACGGCAAGCCCGAUGCCCAGGGCCAGGAGCGCCAGGCGGCGAGGCUCCUGCCGCCGGCCGAGGUGCCGCCUCCGCACACGGACGCGGGCCUCGUGGUGCUGUUCGACCUCCUACGACGACGGGUCGACGGAUUCCCCACCUGGAUGCUCCCCGCCUACCUCGUCCACGGAGUCGACGUCUACGGCCACCACCCGCAGGAUCUGCUGCGGCGCCAUCCGCCGGCGACAUCGCCCGACGGCAAGCGUGCCUCCUACUUCGUGAACCUGGUACGCCCCCUCACCGCGACGGAUGCAAGAAGAAGCAGGGUCGUGCCGGGGGGGUUCUGGAAGUCGGAGCGCGCCCCCGUCCCCGUCGAAGCCGCCCCCGACAAGAUGAUCGGAACCAAGCAGGCCUUCUCUUUCAUCUCCAAGGAGGCGGAGCACAAGGGUGGACCCCGCGGCGGGUUCAUCAUGCACGAGCUCCUUCUCCCCGGCCAGGCAGGACGCCUCGCCGGCGGGGACGAGCUGGCGCUCUCAAAGGUCUACCCGUCUCCGCGCGUCGCCACCAAGAAGAGGUCCAGGUCCCAGGGACAGGGACCGACCGCCAGCGCAACAAGGACCGCGGCCGCCUCCUCUGCUCCAGCGCCGACGUCUUCGCCGCCUCUGCUCCAGCGCUCCUGCGACGUCUUCAGCAGCGCAAGAAGCAGCAGCGCCGUCUCCUCUCCGCCUCCUUCCCUGGAGCCGCCGGCCUCCUCUGCUCCGCCUUCCCUGGAGGCCUCGUCUCUCGGGCCGGCAUCCUCUGCGCCGGGGCCGGCAUCCUCUUCUCCGCCCCCCAUCCAGGGAUCAGCAUCGUCUCCACGGCACCGGCAGGGUGCCGCCAAGAGGGUGCUCCUCCUGGAGGUGGGCGACUCCCCCCCGAGGGAAGGCCACAACAUUUCGUGCCACCAGGUCUACCGCGCCAUGGAGGUUCUUGGACCCGGGAGGCGUGUCCCCAUCGACUGCGCUGACCUCUUCCUGCUUGACAGCGGGAAGGGGAAGAGGCAGCGGACGGCUGCAGAGUUUUGAGAAAACUCUGUCGCCCCGCCAUGGGCAAAUUUAAACUCUGUUGCUGUGUAACAUUCAGACAAAAAAUUUGAUAGGAAACUUUAGCUGUGAUUCAGUCGUUUUUUGAGAUUCAGUAGUUGCUUUGUUACAACUUAAUUGAUUGAAAUCCGGCUUAAUCAGUGGCGAUGAUGUUAAAACUUUGGUUUUCUUCUCAAAACAUUCGCUGUUGCCGACU
Messenger RNA from Triticum dicoccoides, 3096 nucleotides. RefSeq lists its product as uncharacterized. The record is from RefSeq and is a predicted model, not a curated record. Gene Ontology annotation, biological process: regulation of DNA-templated transcription. Bases 1824 to 2882 code for a protein of 352 amino acids. NCBI's taxonomy places the organism in Eukaryota, Viridiplantae, Streptophyta, Magnoliopsida, Poales, Poaceae. Gene Ontology annotation, molecular function: DNA binding. The transcript has 3 exons.